AUGCCUAUUGUACUUGCCCAACCAACAACUGCAGGUUGGAUCCAAAUUGCAGAAACUUUUGAGUGCAGGUGGAAAUUUCCUCAUUGCAUUGGUGCUAUGGAUGGUAAACACAUUAGAAUAAAAGCUCCACCAAACAGCGGUUCCAAGUAUUUCAACUACAAGUUGUUUCACAGCAUUAUUUUAUUGGCAAUAUGUGAUGCUAAAUACUGUUUUACGCUAGUAGAUAUUGGUGCUAAUGGUCGACAAAGUGAUGGUGGAGUUUUUUCACGAUCAAUCAUGGGACGUCGUUUUGAAAAUGGCUCUAUGGGAGUUCCACCACCAGCAGCUGUCACAGGAACACAAACAAUAUUGCCAUAUGUUCUUGUCGCUGACCAAGCUUUUUCAUUGGCUCCAUAUUUACUUCGUCCUUAUCCUGAUCGUUCUGGCUUAAAUUAUACCAAGCGAAUCUUCAAUUAUCGUUUGUCAUCAGUCAGAAGAAUUAUUGAAAAUACAUUUGGAAUCCUGCAAGCACGUUGGCAAGUUUUUUGGGGACCGAUUGGUGGAAACAUUGAUACGACAAAAGCAAUUGUUGCUGCUUGCGUAUGUCUUCACAAUUUCUUGAUGAAAGGAGAUAAAACAUCUCGUAGAAAUUUCUAUUUCGAUUCAACGUUGGUCGACACUGAAACAAACGAUGGAGAAAUCGUUCCUGGAGCUUGGAGGAAUCAAAUUCCUAUGCAAAGUGAUGAUCACAAUGACGAAAAUUCACUAGCUAUCCAAGAAUUCCCAAUGCAAAGUGAAGAAAUUCGUCAACGGUUUGCUGAAUUUUUAGAAGAUGAAGGAGCAGUACCAUGGCAGUUUUGGCGAAUGUAUUUAUAA
This is a messenger RNA of Aphidius gifuensis, 855 nucleotides long. Its product is annotated as putative nuclease HARBI1. Lineage: Eukaryota; Metazoa; Arthropoda; Insecta; Hymenoptera; Braconidae. The transcript is spliced from 2 exons. Bases 1 to 855 code for a protein of 284 amino acids. The record is from RefSeq and is a predicted model, not a curated record.